AUGUCUUCACUUCUCUACACUCGCAGUCGCUUCUCUGUUGCUCUCAGAGUGUUUACUCUGCGCAGAUUUUCUUCCACAGUCACUUGGAAUGCUUCAGAAGAAGAGAAAGUCACUGAUGCAACUGAAGAAGAUUCAAGAUUCAUUCACCCCUCUUCAGUUGUUCAUCCCAAUGCCAUUUUGGGUGAUGGUGUUUCAAUUGGUCCCUUCUGUACCAUUGGGCCUUUUGCAAAGUUGGGGAGGGCUUGUCAACUGUACCCUGGGAGCCACAUCUUUGGAAAUACUGAACUGGGGGACAAUUGCACUCUGAUGACUGGUGCUGUAAUUGGAGAUGAUCUUCCUGGUCAUACAGUCAUCGGGAGAAACAAUAUUUUUGGGCAUCAUGCUGUAAUUGGUGUCAAGUGCCAAGACAUGAAAUAUAAGCUUGGGAAUGAGUGCUUUCUCGAGAUUGGUGACAACAAUGAGAUCAGAGAACAUGUAUCCAUCCAUCGAUCUUCAAGUCCAAGUGAUAAAACCGUUAUUGGUGAUAACAAUCUUAUUAUGGGCUCUUGCCAUAUAGCUCAUGACUGCAAAGUGCGCAACAACAAUAUUUUGGCAAACAAUACACUUCUCGCUGGCCAUGUUUUGGUGGAGGACUAUGCUCACACUGGAGGAGGUAUUGUAGUUCAUCAAUUUUGCCAUAUUGGUUCUUUUUCUUUCAUUGGUGGUGGUUCAGUGGUUUCUCAAGAUGUUCCAAAGUACACGAUGGUGUCGGGGGAAAGAGCUGAGCUUCGUGGGUUGAAUCUUGAAGGCCUAAGACGUCGUGGAUUCUCUGCUACAGAGAUAAAGAGCCUGAGAGCAGCUUAUAGAGAGAUAUUUAUGCCCACUGAUAUGAGUUCUGGGAAUAUUGAAGAUCGACUAGCUCAAGUGGAGCAACAUAAAGAGCUUGGUCUAUUUCCAGCUGUCUGUUCCAUGGUACAGUCAAUACGAGAUUCUUUCGCUGAAAAUCGCCGUGGAAUUUGCAAAUUUAGAAGUUGGAGUGGAUCUUAGCUGCUUUUCUUCAAAUGUGGUUGGUUUGUGGUUGUCAAAGUAGUAACUCCUCUCUACAACAUAAAAGGCAAUGACGGACAACAACAAAACUGGGUUGGUUGAUACCGGUGCCCGAAAGCA
Molecule: messenger RNA, 1146 nt
Organism: Nicotiana tabacum (common tobacco)
Lineage: Eukaryota; Viridiplantae; Streptophyta; Magnoliopsida; Solanales; Solanaceae
Source: RefSeq, a predicted model, not a curated record